CGAUGGACCCGGGACAUCUGCGACGAAAUCUCCUGCCUUCGUGAAACACACGUUCCUCGAAAUAGCAGCCUUCAAACUACAGCGGUCUUUCCCAAGAGUCAAGACCAGUCGAAAAUGCCUCUUUCUCAUUCUUUUCCUCAUCCCACCCAGUCAUUGAUAUUUAUAUGUUAAAGUAUUCCUUUACCUGAUCUAGAAAGAGAGUAAGCUUUGAGAGAUUGUAUGCAGAGAAAAGAAAGAUAUUUUGUCAUGGCUCCGACUGUGAAGCAGCAAACAUACUUAGAAGUAGCAAAAGCGCAGACGCUCGAUCUGGAGUCAGAGUCCUUUCAGACUAACGAUUUUCUUUCAUUCAGUGAAAAUGAAUCGGAUGAGAUGGAGCAAAAAUUUGUGAAACCCCAUCUUCACAUAACACCUCCUCCACCUGUAACUCUCCCUUUACAUUCGGGCAAAUCUGCUGUCGCCACAACGGGUCUAUCCGAGGGAACCUCCAAGGGGAAGGACAGCAAGAGGAAGUUUGAAAGAGGUGAACGAUAUACAUUUAAGACGAGAUCUGAAUCUGACACCCUGGAAGACGGGUAUAAGUGGCGCAAAUAUGGGAGGAAAAAAGUAAAGAACAGCCCCAAUCCCAGGAAUUACUACAAGUGCGCCGAUAGCCAGUGUUGCGUGAAGAAGAGGGUGGAACGGGAUGCAAAUGACAAAGGAAUUGUAAUAACCACGUAUGAGGGAAAACACAAUCAUCAGAGUCCCUCCAUAGUCUACUAUAUACGAAAGCCCUUUGUUGUUGUCCCACGCCACGCUUCCUUCGAUCAAUCUCCUCCUCUUUUUUACACUUCCACUUAUCAACCAGAAUUUAUGUUCAUGAAUACAACUUAAGUAGCCAGUUUAAUUAUUACAUCAGUGCACAAGUAGUUUCAGGGCGUUUAUUAUUACAUACAAUGUUGAUCGGUCUCCUAUAUAUUUCAGUCUUACUGUUUGUCGAAGUCAGGUAGCUGUUAAAUUAUAUGUACAUAAUUAUAGACAAUAUAUGGUCUAUUCCUCCAUAGGAUGUGUAUGGGCAAUCAAUCUGGAUUUUCUAUGCGAUGCCAGUCCUUGGCGUUCUCAA
Molecule: messenger RNA, 1099 nt
Organism: Cryptomeria japonica (Japanese cedar)
Lineage: Eukaryota; Viridiplantae; Streptophyta; Pinopsida; Cupressales; Cupressaceae
Product: probable WRKY transcription factor 26
Exons: 3
Coding region: 220-870 (216 amino acids)
Biological process (GO): regulation of DNA-templated transcription
Molecular function (GO): sequence-specific DNA binding; DNA-binding transcription factor activity
Source: RefSeq, a predicted model, not a curated record